Messenger RNA from Ictalurus furcatus (blue catfish), 1508 nucleotides. RefSeq names its product melanocortin 5a receptor (gene mc5ra). Gene Ontology annotation, molecular function: melanocortin receptor activity. Bases 122 to 1120 code for a protein of 332 amino acids. Gene Ontology annotation, cellular component: membrane. The record is from RefSeq and is a predicted model, not a curated record. Gene Ontology annotation, biological process: G protein-coupled receptor signaling pathway. Lineage: Eukaryota; Metazoa; Chordata; Actinopteri; Siluriformes; Ictaluridae. The transcript is spliced from 2 exons.
ACAAUAAAACAAACCCCUGCACUUUGGGAACGCGCUGCAGUUCAGAGUAAUGAUGCCACGUACACCAAGCCACUGACUCGCAGAAAGCUCCAGAAACUUUACACCAAAUCGCUUCACCAAGAUGAACUUCUCCAAGACCACCACUGUCAGCCCCUCUGUCUGGAGCUUUAUGCUUAAUUCCAGCCGAGAGGUCUACUCCCUGAACGGCACAGACGCGCCACCAUCUCGGACGAAAUCCAAAGUCUGUGAGCAGCUCAACAUCACCCCUGAGGUCUUCCUCAUUCUGGGCAUCAUCAGCUUGUUGGAGAACAUCCUGGUCAUCUGCGCCAUAGUGAAGAACAAGAACCUGCACUCGCCCAUGUACUUCUUCGUGUGUAGUCUGGCAGUGGCGGACAUGUUGGUGAGCGUGUCGAACGCGUGGGAGACCAUCGUCAUCUACCUGCUCAGCAAUCAACAGCUGGUGGCAGAAGAUCACAUCAUUAGACAAAUAGACAACGUCUUCGACUCCAUGAUCUGCAUCUCUGUGGUGGCGUCCAUGUGCAGCCUCCUGGCCAUCGCCGUGGAUCGCUACGUCACCACUUUUUACGCGCUGCGCUACCACAACAUCAUGACCGUGAAGCGCGCAUCACUCAUCAUCACCGGGAUUUGGACCUUUUGCACGGGAUGCGGCAUCGUCUUCAUCAUCUACUCCGACAGCACGCUUGUCAUCGUGUGCCUGGUGUCCAUGUUCUUCAUCAUGCUGGCGCUCAUGGCCUCACUGUACACCCACAUGUUCAUGUUGGCCCGCUCGCACGUCAAGCGCAUCGCCGCCCUGCCCGGAUACAACUCCAUCCACCAGAGGACUAACAUGAAAGCGGCCGUCACGCUCACCAUCCUGCUGGGGAUCUUCAUCGUGUGCUGGGCACCCUUCUUCCUCCACCUCAUCCUCAUGAUCUCCUGCCCGAGGAACCUGUACUGCAUGUGUUUCAUGUCCCACUUCAACAUGUACCUCAUCCUGAUCAUGUGCAACUCCGUCAUCGACCCGCUCAUCUACGCCUUCAGGAGCCAGGAGAUGCGCAAGACGCUCAAGGAGAUCAUCUGCUGCUACAGCCUGAGGAAUGUCCUACGAUGGUCUAAUUGAAUCCACAAAUCCGUGUAUCGUGUGUGCGUCGUUUAAGAUUGUUUUAGCUAGCCGUCGGACAAGUUAUACACCUCACUCGUCAUACUGUUACGUGAAGGAAAAAAACAUGUUAAUACACCAUGCAGAAAACUCCAGCAAUCCCACGUGUUCUGUCGGUGAUCAUACCUGCAUGUGAAUGUUUUUCAGAGAACGUCAUCCAGAGAAUGAUAUACUGUGUUCGAAUUAUGUUACAAUAUAAUAUAAUAAUUAUGUUCCAAUAUGCUAGCUGGUAUGUUCUAACAAUGUAUGCACAAUGUAUGUGACCGAUGUAGCUAGCAAGCAUUCUAGCUUGUUAACCAUUACCUAGCUCAUGUAAACAAAAAUGAAUGUUUAAAAAAAAACACAGGAA